AUGGAAGCGCCACCAUAUGACGAGCUACCCGUGAACUCCUGGGAAAACGACGAAGAGGACGCGAAUGAACUGCGGAGUUUUUUUAAAGCAACUGGGUUGGCUCGAAAUGCAUGCUUGGCUCACCUCCUUCAGUUGGCUGUGAAGGAUGCAUCUACUCAAUGUCAAAUUGUUAUGCAAUUGGUGAAAAAAUUAACGGAAGUUAUAACUUUCUUCAAUCGCAGUAGCCAUCACUCCACCAAACUGAAAGAACGGGCUGGCUACAGUUUGGUGAAACCAUGCACUACGAGAUGGAACUCCUUGUAUCUGGGAUUUCAGAGAUUACAGCAAAGUUCCAACUUGAACAAAGAGGAGACCGUCGCAGAAAGUGUUAACGCGAUUCUGCAAGAAGCAAGGCCGCAGCCGUCAUUACGAAAAAAGUCAACCCCUAAAACCAAUAAAGGCAGCCAAACUGACGAACUUCCAAAUCGAUUGUCUAAAGUUCCAGUUGGAUUUACACAGGCGGAUAUUACGAAUAUGAAGACAAUCGUUGAAUUACUGCAACCCCUAGCGGAUCUUACGGAUCAAUUGCAGGCUGAUAAGAUAACAUCUUCAAUAGUAAUUCCUGGGAUUAUCUCAGCUGUGGCAUCGUUAGAAGAAAUUGAAGUUGAUGAAGGCGACGACUUUGACGAGCUUGACGAUUUUAAACAAAACCUGAUAAGCUGCGUAGUAGAUCGAUUUACAAAACUAACUGGAACUGCAUUCAAGACACAAACAAAAUCUAAUCCCAAGAAUAAAUCAACAACUUGUGAAGUUACUGGAGAAAGUUAUGACGAAGACGGCUUAGACCGAGAUGAUCAUUCUAAGGCCACAAAAAAAACGACUAGCAUUUUUUCGGUAGACGUGUUCCACGACCGAAAUUUUAUUUUGGCGACUCUUUUGGAUCCACGCUUAAAGCACGAACCGUUUAAAGCCGAUUUUUUGGACGAUAAUUCAGCGCUUCAUGGCAAACUCCCCAGUCUUGAUUAUGUCAAAAAUGUUCUGAAAGACUAUGCUCAGAUGGCGAAGGCGGCUAGCGUUGUUACAACAAAUUCAGAAAGCGUGGAUGACACUAGCGACGAAGCGCCUCCAGUAAACAAGAAAACUAAAAAAUCUGUAUUUUCAAUGAUUGCGGCUAGGAAGAAGAACGAUUCUCUGCCUGAAAUGUUUGAAGAAGUUGAUCGCUAUUUGAAUCUACCUCUCGCUAGACAGGACGAUUGUCCGAUUUUAUACUGGAAAUCUGAAGCAGAACGAUUAUCAACUUUGGCUACGUUGUCCCAACGCUUCCUCUCAAUUCCUGCCUCAUCUGGAGCGGUGGAAAGAUUGUUUUCGGUGGCUGGAGCUAUUGGAAGAAGUCAACGCGCUUGCAUUCGAAUAAGCACAAUGGAAAAAGCUCUUUGUGUGAGGCAAUACUUAAUCAACAAGCACCAUCAAGUUAAUGGAUAA
Messenger RNA from Folsomia candida, 1461 nucleotides. RefSeq lists its product as uncharacterized. The record is from RefSeq and is a predicted model, not a curated record. NCBI's taxonomy places the organism in Eukaryota, Metazoa, Arthropoda, Collembola, Entomobryomorpha, Isotomidae. Gene Ontology annotation, molecular function: protein dimerization activity. The transcript is spliced from 4 exons. The coding region runs from base 1 to 1461 and encodes 486 amino acids.